Colletotrichum lupini is the source of this 3312-nucleotide messenger RNA. RefSeq lists its product as uncharacterized. The transcript has 10 exons. Gene Ontology annotation, biological process: ribosomal large subunit export from nucleus; ribosomal small subunit export from nucleus; protein export from nucleus. The record is from RefSeq and is a predicted model, not a curated record. Bases 1 to 3312 code for a protein of 1103 amino acids. Gene Ontology annotation, cellular component: cytoplasm; nucleus. Gene Ontology annotation, molecular function: small GTPase binding; nuclear export signal receptor activity. NCBI's taxonomy places the organism in Eukaryota, Fungi, Ascomycota, Sordariomycetes, Glomerellales, Glomerellaceae.
AUGGCUAUCACGAUCCCGGAGCUGGACGAGAUCGUCCGCUCCUUCUACGAGGGCCGUGGAGAACAGCAAAAGCAAGCGCAAGCAACGCUUAACCAGUUCAAGGAAGACCAAGAUUCCUGGCUUCUUGUCGACAAGAUCCUCGCCGAAGCGACCCACCCUCAAACAAAGUUCUUGGGAUUGCAGGUGCUUGAUAAUGUUAUUAUGACAAGAUGGAAGGUUCUGCCUAGAGACCAGUGCCAAGGCAUCCGCAACUUCGUCGUGCAGUUCAUUAUCCAGUGCUCGAGCUCCGAAGGGUCGAUGAAGGAACAGAAGAUCCUGUUGAACAAGCUCAACAUCGUCCUCAUCUCGAUCCUGAAGCAAGAAUGGCCUCACAACUGGCCCACGUUCAUCAACGAGAUUAUCACGUCGUGCCACUCCAGUCUGUCCAUUUGCGAGAACAACAUGGUCAUUCUGCGCCUGCUGUCCGAGGAGGUAUUCGACUACUCCGCCGAGCAAAUGACAUCCACCAAGACCCGGAAUCUGAAGACCACCAUGUGCGCCGAGUUUUCUCAAAUCUUCACCCUCUGCCAGGAGGUCCUGAACACCGCCGAUCAGCCGAGCCUGGUCAAGGCCACCCUCGAGACAUUAUUGCGCUUCUGCAACUGGAUUCCUCUCGGUUACAUCUUCGAGACGCCGCUCAUCGACACCUUGCGUACACGAUUUUUGCCCGUUCCCGAGUUCCGCAACAUCGCUCUGCAGUGUUUGACCGAGAUUGGCGGUCUGCAAACUGGUGGGCCCGGCCAGCCUAAUUCUUACGAUGAGCAGCUGGUCAAGAUGUUCACCGAGGUACUAACGACCAUCGCCACCAUCAUUCCCAUCACCCUCGACCUCAAGUCGACAUACAGCCAAAGCAACUCCAGAGAUCAGGGGUUCAUUCAGAACUUGGCUCUUUUCCUGUGCAAUUUCUUCGGCAUGCACCUGAAUCUCAUUGAGAACUUGCCGAACCGGGACUUCCUUACUCAUGGUCAUUAUUACCUAAUUCGCGUAUCCCAGAUCAACGACCGCGAGAUCUUCAAGAUCUGUCUCGACUACUGGCUCAAGCUCGUCAACGAGCUCUACGAUGAGAUGCAGCAACUCCCCAUGACUGAGCUCAACCCCUUGAUGGGCAUGGCCGGUGGCAUGUCUGGAGGCGGCGCGCCGAACCCGUCGCUGCUCAACAACUACCCGCUUCGUAAGCACAAGUACAACGAGGUCCUUUCCAACCUUCGCACCGUCAUGAUUGAGAAGAUGGUCCGUCCUGAGGAGGUCCUCAUUGUCGAGAACGAUGAGGGAGAAAUCGUCCGCGAGUUCGUCAAGGAGAGCGACACAGUCCAGCUUUACAAGACCAUCAGAGAGUGCUUGGUGUACCUAACGCACUUGGACGUUGUGGACACUGAGAACAUCAUGACGGAGAAGCUCGCCCGGCAGGUCGAUGGCAGCGAGUGGUCAUGGCACAACUGCAACGUUCUUUGCUGGGCCAUCGGUUCGAUUUCCCUGGCCAUGAACGAGGAGACUGAGAAGAGAUUCCUGGUCACUGUCAUUAAGGAUCUUUUGGGCCUCACCGAGAUGAAGCGUGGCAAGGACAACAAGGCCGUCGUCGCCUCCAACAUCAUGUACAUUGUUGGACAAUACCCCCGGUUCUUGAAGGCGCACUGGAAGUUCCUCAAGACUGUCGUCAAUAAGCUCUUCGAGUUCAUGCACGAGUCGCAUGAAGGUGUCCAGGACAUGGCUUGCGAUACCUUCAUCAAGAUCGCGAGACAGUGCCGUCGCCACUUCGUUGCUCUGCAGCCCAGUGAGCAGGAGCCCUUCAUUGAGGAGAUUGUUCGCAACAUGCACAAGAUCACCUGCGAUCUCUCGCCUCAGCAAGUGCACACUUUCUACGAGGCCUGCGGUUACAUGGUGGCUGCUCAGGGCAACAAGCACCAGCAGGAGCGUCUGCUCAGCGAUCUGAUGGCCAUUCCGAACGCGGCGUGGGAUGAGAUUAUCAAGCAGGCUCGGGUCAACCCCGUCAUUCUUCAAGAUGCCGAGACGAUUAAGGUUAUUGGCAACAUCAUGAAGACGAACGUCUCCGCUUGCACAUCCAUUGGCCCGUACUUUUACCCCCAGAUUGGUCGCAUCUUCCUCGAUAUGCUCCAGAUGUACCGUGCUACCAGUGAACUGAUUUCCGAGGCUGUCCAAAAGCAGGGCGAGAUUGCUACCAAGAUGCCGCAUGUCCGUGGACUGCGUACCAUCAAGAAGGAGAUUCUCAAGCUCGUUGAGACGUACGUUGAGAAGGCCGAGGAUCUGCAAUCUGUGCGCCAACAGAUGGUUCCUCCCCUGCUUGAGUCCAUCCUGAUCGACUACAACCGCAACGUGCCGGGAGCCCGUGACGCCGAAGUCCUCAAGGCCAUGUCUGCGAUUAUUACCAAGCUUUCCACUUUGAUGGAGGACCAGGUCCCGAACAUCAUGGAGAACGUCUUCGAGUGCACUCUGGACAUGAUCAACAAGGACUUCUCUGAAUUCCCUGAGCACCGUGUCGAGUUCUUCAACCUUCUUCGCGCGAUCAACCUUCACUGCUUCCCGGCGCUGUUGAAGCUUGAUAACCGCCAGUUCAAGUUCGUCAUCGACUCGUGCUCAUGGGCAUUCAAGCACGAUAACCGCGAUGUGGAGGCUGCUGGACUUAACAUGUGCUUGGAGCUCAUCAACAACAUUGCGGAGAAGACUGAUGUGCAGACGGCCAACGCCUUCUUCCAGCAGUUCUUCAUCACCAUCCUGCAGGACGUCUUCUUCGUUCUCACUGAUAACGACCACAAGGCCGGUUUCAAGACUCAGUCUAUGGUUUUGAUGAGGAUGUUCUACUUUGUGGAGCCUGCCGACGGAAGCGCAGCCAAGAUCCAGGGCCCGAUUUACAGUCCCGACCAGGCGGCGGCUGGCACCUCCAACAAGGAGUUCCUCGCUAACUUCGUGGCUAACUUGCUUCGUGGUGCCUUCCCCAACCUGCAACCCGCUCAAAUCCAGACCUUUGUCGAGGGCCUGUUCACAUUGAACACCCAGUACGACAAGUUCCGUCUCAACCUGCGUGACUUCCUCAUCUCCCUGAAGGAGUUCGCUGGCGACAAUGCGGAACUAUUCCAGGUCGAGAAGGAGCAGCAGGAGCGGGACGCCAAGGCGGCGGACCUCGAGCGCCGUGGCAAGGUUGGCGGUCUGCUGAAGCCCUCUGAGCUGGAGGAUGACGAGUUAGUUUUCAAGGGACAGGAUUUUUCGAUGAGUGGGAGCUCUACGGGCUCUGACCAGAAGCCAUGCGUCACGGACUAG